Molecule: messenger RNA, 1056 nt
Organism: Rotaria sp. Silwood1
Lineage: Eukaryota; Metazoa; Rotifera; Eurotatoria; Philodinida; Philodinidae
Source: the annotation of a GenBank genome assembly
AUGUCCUUGGAGCCACUUUUUAUUCGUGAAGAAGGUGACCCGGAAAUUCCUCAUUCAAUGUGUACAUACCGUCCUCUUGCAGAGUACUCUGAUGAAGUUGCUCAUUAUAUUUCGUCAACGUUCAAUGAAAUUCAACAAUUCAAAACUGAUUUGAAUACCAAGUAUCAACACGAAAAACAUGCACUCACUGAAUUGAAUGAACUAUUGCGUUGCAUGAUUGAUGAUGUCGAGCGACUGGAAUCACAAAAUUCACAACAUGUUACAAAACUAGUUGAUUUACGACAACAAUCGUCCAGUAUUAGUGUCCUUAAUAAACAAAAUGAUGAAUAUAAUCGUAUACAGGCUGAUAUUAUAACAGUUAACUACGAUACAGUUGGCUAUGAAUCAGAACUCGAACUGUUUCAACUACAAAUUAAAUUAUAUCAAGGAAUGAUUGAGGCUGAAAAGCAAUCGACUGGUAACUACAUAUUGAAAUUAGAAGAAGAAUCGAAUCAAUCUGCAUCAACGCUUAUCAAUCUGCGUACAUCCUAUGUAGAAAUGGAACAGAAAAUUGCUAGUUUUCGUUCAACAUGUAAAGAUACAUUCCAACACAAUUACAAUUUAAUAUCAGUGGAUACACCUGAUUUCGCCGAAUUCUGGAAGCUUGAAUGGGAACAAAUUAUUAAGAAAAUACGUCAUGAUUUCGAAGUAUUAUAUGGAGCAAUUCAUCAAGAAACAAUCAGCUUCUAUGAAAAGAAAAGCAAGGAAAUACAAGUUGCAUUAGAACAAAUAACACAAUAUCAACAAGUUGAGCAGGAAAAAUAUGUAAAAAUUCAACAGAAACUUCAGAGACAAUGUGAUGAAGUGCAGAAGAAACUUGCCUAUGAAAAAGAAGUUUUACUAAAAUCAGAAGCAAUUUACUCUAAAUUAGAAUCCGAAUUGGAAAUCAUUCAAAUACAACAUGAAGAACGAUUCGAAGCACAGUCGAAUGAGUUCAAUGGUUUACAGGAAAGUAUGAUAGCAAUGGUGAGUAGUGUCGAAGAAAUGCAACGAAGGUUAGAAAAAAAAUCUGCUUAG